AUGAAUGAUCUCGUUAUGUCAGAAUUGACAUGCAGGAGACAAACAACUCUCUUUGAAUCUAGCGUAUUUAAGGUACAGUCACUUUUCUUUAUAGCCACGAUAGGACUUCACAUUGGAAAUGAGAAAAUGAACCACUACGUUAAAUUUAUGGAAUUUCUGUGGAAUAGUUCUAUGAUUUUACACCUUUAUAAUUACUAUCUCAAUAAAAAGGAAUCCUUAAUAAAAGAUUUUUACCUUAGAUUAAAUGUUGCAAUGGAGGGACCCAAAAUGGAAUUUUGGGAUGGAUCCCUAUCGGCAAAUAGGGUAUUGGUACACGAUAAGAAGAUAGAUAGAGAAGAAAAAGUUAAGCAAACGAUGGGGAUCAGAACCAAACUAGUAGUAAGAAAUAUACAACCACAUUGGGAGAACUUGUGUCGUUCACUUUUUCUGGAGUAUCUUACUUCACAUCUUCAGCUUUUUAGUACGUACAAUGUAGAACACGCCCGCAUGCAGAAGGAGUUGCUUCUAGCUUUACAUUAUCAAAAAUGCAUGGAAGGGUAUUAUUCAUUUUCCAAAUUAUUAUUUGAUGACUCUAAGUUUAAUUUAAUUGAAGCACCAGAGGAAAUCUAUGGCUUAGUUGUUAGUGAUGGACGCUUGUUAAACCGAAGUGGACACUUGGUGAAAGAACACUAUUACCAAGUCCGUGUCAUUCAAUCCUUUUCUCCUGCUUUUCCUCUUGUACAAGCUGGAGAUGUGCUACUAUCCAUUAAUGGACGAUCAGUUGUUACACUUGAAGGUGCCAGGGAAGAGUUGCGGGGUCAUCCUAAAACGUUGCGGCUUCUUUUGUUGCGUCAACAAAGAGUAGUUUCAGUUACAGUGAGAGUUUAG
Trypanosoma theileri is the source of this 867-nucleotide messenger RNA. RefSeq lists its product as uncharacterized. Lineage: Eukaryota; Euglenozoa; Kinetoplastea; Trypanosomatida; Trypanosomatidae. The record is from RefSeq and is a predicted model, not a curated record. The transcript has a single exon. The coding region runs from base 1 to 867 and encodes 288 amino acids. Gene Ontology annotation, molecular function: protein binding.